CGUCCGGCCAGCGUGCGGCAACCCUCAGAAAAAUCUGGUGGAACUUUUGGGCCUGGUGGACGAGGAGCGGUGCACGUAACGAGAUCAUCAUCGCGGCGACGAAAUUUCAUCUCCACGAGUCCGGGCAUGAAUUGACGGACGGCGCGACAAACAGAAAGCAACACGCCGUGUGCGCGGGUCUUACCGCGGAUCAUCGUCACGAUCUCGCGUUCGCGAGGUAGUGCCGUACCCUACACAUAUAUAAGAAUUUAUAUACAGAAAUGGAAUUCGGAGCGGGCGAUGUGGCUCAGAUAUCAGCGGAAUUGGCGCGAGUGGUUGAGAUAAUGAUGUCGCCGAACGUACCUCAGCAACAACGAUUGGAAGUGUACAACGCUUGCGAAAGAUUCAAAGAGACUUCACCGCUGUGCGCUCAAUGCGGCUUAUAUCUGGCACAGAAAUCGCCAAAUCGAAGCUCGGUCGUGCGUCACUUCGGUCUGCAGCUGAUGGAGCAUUGCGUCAAGUACAGAUGGACGCAGAUAUCUCAGUCGGAGAAAAUUUUUAUCAAGGAGAACGCGAUGAAGCUGCUUCAGGAAGGGACCGAGCCGUUGCUGCAAGAGGAGGCGCAUAUAAAAGACGCAUUGUCGCGCGUGGUGGUCGAGAUGAUCAAACGAGAAUGGCCUCAACAGUGGCCCACAUUGCUGGGCGAGCUCAGUCAAGUUUGCUCGCGGGGAGAGAGCCAGACCGAACUGGUUCUACUGGUGUUUCUCAGACUGGUCGAAGAUGUGGCUCUGUUGCAAACGCUUGAAUCCAAUCAGAGAAGAAAAGACAUAUAUCAGGCGUUGACCACAAACAUGGCGGAGAUAUUUAGCUUCUUUCUGAGACUGAUGGAACAGCACUUUUCCGAAUUUCAAAAGAAGAAUGCCUUGGGACAGACGUCCGAAGCCGCUGCGCAUGGCAAAGUCGUUCAAGUAGUGCUGUCUACUCUAACGGGAUUUGUAGAGUGGGUUUCCAUAAACCAUGUGAUGGCCGAGGACGGGAGAUUGUUGCAGAUACUAUGCCUACUGUUGGGAGAUCCGAUAUUUCAGUGCGCCGCCGCCGAAUGCCUGCUUCAGAUAGUGAAUCGCAAGGGCAAGGCCGAAGAUCGAAAGCAACUGAUGAUUCUAUUCUCGGAAGAGGCCCUGAGGUUCAUUUACACAGCGGCGACCGCUCCGCCGUCACUCGCAGGACCGACGGAUUUUCACGAGAAUCAUUAUCUGUUCUUGAAAAAGCUCACACAAGUACUGACGGGAAUGUCGACGCAGCUUUGUACCUUGUGGGGCAAGGACGACGCUUCUAGCGUGCGACCGACACAUUUUAAUCUUUUUCUAGACACUGUGCUUACAUUCACCAUGUAUCCCAGUCUCACGCUUACGCAUUUAGCGAAUGCGAUUUGGAUAAUGCUGUUCAAGCAUGAACAGAUCAAGACCGACUCGUUGCUUCUUACAUAUGUACCCAAAUACGUGGAGCACACGGCGCCCAAGUUGAUUCGCGUUACGUAUCCGCAAAACAGACAGAGCAACGGCAUAACCACGUACUGCCUCGCCGAUUACGAUUCCGAGGAGGAAUUCAAUGUGUUUCUCCAUCGCUUCAGAAUGGAUCUGCUGGAAGGGUUCAGACACGCGACCAUGGUUGCUCCUUUGGUGACAUUCAUGUACGUGCAACAGUGGCUGACCGCAAAGAUCACAAAGGGCAUGGCAAAUCUGCAGUACAAGAGCGAUCAGAGCGAUCGAGAAUAUCUCGAAUGGGAGGCGCUUGCUCAAGCGCUCGAUUCGGUCGUGUCGCGAGUUUUGUUUAUCAACGAACGACCAAGCGUGCAAACCGGUCUUCAGCUGUUGGAACUGUGCCUAAGUUACUCGCCGCAGGAUCCCUGGUUGCUGUCGGCCCUACUCUCGUGCAUAAGCGCGCUCUUUGUGUUUCUGUCUAUGUCGACUGGCUCGAUGGCGAUGCCAGGUGUCGCUAUUCUGCCGCGCGUACUCGAAAAAAUUUUCGCCGCGCUGGUGUUCGAAGCACCUGGCGAGAGCGAACGCAGUCGUUCACGAGCGACGAAGAACGUGCGCAAACACGCGGCCAGUCUCAUGGUGAAGAUCAGUCUCAAGUAUCCGUUGUUGUUGCUGCCGGUAUUUGAGCAGAUACACACGAUGGUGCGCAGCUUAACUCGGGAACCCAGCCCGUUAUCCCGAAUAGAGAGCGUCACGCUCUAUGAGGCGUUGCUUCUCAUUUCCAAUCACUUCUGCGAUUACGAGAGGCAGACGCGAUUUGUCGCGGAAGUGAUCGGCGACACGUCGAGCAAGUUUAUCGCACUGGGCACGGAAUGGUUCAAGGGACCGCUAGAGCUCAUGCGAUUCGUGGGAUUGGACCGACCGCCGGUGGAGAACAUAUUAGAAGAUCCAGCCAGGUCUAAUCGCAACGAUCUCAUGAUGUACAUUUGCACCGUACUGAGCGUGGUCAAACGAUGCUCGAUUCCCGAGGAUCCCGAUCGCGCCGCACGGGGAGGAUUCGUAGCCGCGCUCAGUGAAAGCGGCAAUCCGGUUUACCGUAACCCCGCCACACCCCACGUGAUUCCCGUUCUACCAACGCUGUUUGCGCUGCUGCGAACGAUGAACGCUCUCUUUAGUCCUCCGGCUCUCGCCGCUCUUUCAGAUGGCUACAAGAAUGCUCACGGACUUCUGGAAUCGGAAAAGGCAAAUCUUUUGGGCGUGAAUAUAACCAACGACAACACGAGCGAAACGGAUCAACCGUCCAACACCACGUUGGUUCGAAUGCAAUCAUUCCUUAGCACAAUUCACGACCAGUGUUACCACAUGCUGGGCAGCGGCUGUCACAUGAUCGGUCGAGAUUUCUAUCAAUUACCCGGACUCGCACCGGCAUUGUUAAAUUCAGUUUUUUCAAACAUGGAGGCGAUUCCGGACUACAGAUUACGACCAAUCAUACGCGUGUUCGUGAAACCCUUCAUAUACUCAUGUCCGCCGGCUUUCUAUGAGAGCGUACUAGUGCCUGUGCUCGCUCACGUAUCCACACACAUGUGCCAAAGAUUAAGCGCGAAAUGGCAGUACAUCGCGCGUCUUUACGAAUCCGGUGGAUUGGACGAGGAGAACACCGACACGCAAGAGGUCAUCGACGACAUGCUGAACCGAAAUCUGACGCGAGACUUUGUGGAUGUACUCAAAGUUGCUCUGGUUGGCGGAGCCGCCAGCGACGCCACUCCUCCGGACACCAUGGAACAGGACAACGGCGGGAUGGCGGUGGAUCCUCCGGUUUCGCGAGGAAACAGCAUCAUUGCCGAGGUUGUCAGCGAACUCGGGGCUUUCAUUCUGCGUCAUCCGUCCACGUGUCACAGCAUUGUUCUCUGCGUGCUAGGAGCGCUCGCGUGGAACGACUCGAACGCGAGUCUCAAAGCGACGAUGUUGACCGGACCUGUGGUUCGAGCACUGGCAGCUGACGGCAGCCUGACUCCUUCUAUGGCAGCACAUAUUAUGGUCGCCGUUCUCCAGGGUUUACAGUUACAUGGUCAGCACGAGGCUAAUCAGGGUUCUCUCAUAACUCUAGGUGCGCAGGUCUAUGAGUGCCUUAGACCCAAGUUUCCAAAUAUCAUCGAAGUGAUGCAGCAAAUCCCGGGAGUCAAUCCCGCUGACUUGCAGCGGUUCGAUGAGAAAAUGUCGGUGGUCAGUACGAAGGGCAACAAGGUGGAGAAAGGAAAGAAGGAUCUCUUCAAGAAAAUUACGAAUCAGCUUAUCGGCAGAAGCGUAGGUCAGUUGUUUCGCAAGGAAGUCAAAAUAGACAAUUUGCCGCGGAUAGAAGUGUUCGGUAAACCUCAGCCGGUGCGCGUGGACGAGAUCUCGAAAAACGCCAGUGAUACGGGAAUCGCGGCUCUAUUUGCCGGGCCUACGUAGCAGACAGUUUUAGAGAGCCACACUUUACAUAGUUGGUCUAACUCAAUAAACGAUUAUAAAUUAUUGUAAAAAUGAAAAAAAAAAAACAAACAAACGUUCUCCACUGAGAGACGGCCGGAUAAAAGACGAUCCUAAACAACUGAGAAAGUGUGUUUUACAUUGAGCAUGUAUCGUGCUCAUACUUGAUUAUUAAGUGCUUCGAAUAAGUCUUGGGUACAAGUCGUGAACACAAAUUUAUAUCUACGAUGGUGUGACUGACGAGACAAUUUUUCUGCAUUUUUUCCUCGCUUUAAAACAAAUCGUUCAAUUGCGUCCGCAAUACAAAAAUGUAGCCAUGAGUUUUUUUUAUAUUACAUUGUUCUUAUAUUUUCCCUCUUUUUUCUCAUAUUUAUUAUCGAUUUUAGAGUAACUUAUCAACUUUAAGAUAUUUAUGCUUGAGAAAGACAAAUUAUGGCCGAUAUAUCAAGUUUUUCAACGUUUUGUGAUCUUUUUCACGUCCAAUGUGUUACGUGUGUAUUGACGACACAAUGUCUUCAAGAUAUUUAUACUAGAACUGAUGAUGUCCGGUUUCUUGGAAUAAUAACCGGUUAUUCGAACUCAUAUUAUUCGGGUAGUAUCCGCAUGCUUGAUUCUACAUUAUAAUUUUUAUAACUUAUAUUAUCUCCAUAGUGUCCGUGUCAUUCGAGUUAUUUAUAUAUCAAGAGUAUCGUGGUAUCUGUUUAGAUAACAGGUAGAAAAUCACAUGUAAAACUAUUUUUCCUGGUAUUUACUAGAUUAAAAAACCUUGCAUUAAACACACACAUUCUGAUACUCUUUAAGUAUAAAUAUCUAGAUGAUACGGGCAUUCAAAUAUGAGAUAAUACGGUUCUCGGAUAACACGGUCCAAAUCAUCAGUUUUAACUCGUACAUCACGCGAUGUUAUAUCUUUUGUUUUUCUUCGACGAAUUGAGUCAAUCGAGAUUAGGGGAAGAUUGCUCGAGAAGAAGCGAAUUAUUGUGAUAAAAUGUGUGUGGAACGACUGAACUUUUAAAACGAUAUGUUGUGUGUCGAGUGAUUUUUCGGAACUGCCAGCUUGAGAAUAUGUUGUACGAGAGAAAUGUGACUAUCGUGUGCGAGAGAAAUAAAAUUAUUGUAGAAUAUUUUCACUUCCUCUUCUAUUUUUUUUUUUUUUUUCUUACAUUUUUUUUUCUUUUUCGCGCUAAUUUCCGAACUAUGUCUCCGAAGUCUGCGGUAGUAUUUGUAGCAUGUUGGAUCUGUUCUCUUUAGCUACGUGCUUGUAUUUUUUUUUUUUUUUUUAUCGAUUUUAUCGAUCACAAUAUACGCGUUUUGAUUUCCACGCGAGAAAGAGAGACAAAGAAGGGAAGCGAAAAUUUUCGCAAAGACAGUGCAGCUAAAAAGAACACAUCUGUUGUAUACUACGUUAAGGAUUUCGAAGUAUAGUUUAUUAACAUCGGUGUCAUAUAAUGUAUCUAUACAGAUAUAGAGGUAUAUAUAUAUAUAUAUAUAUAUUGUACAAUACAAUCUUACAUAACGGAUUGAGAGAUUUUCUUUCUAUCUCCGCGCGAAGAUAGAAGAGAAAACAAACAAACAAAAAAACACAAAAAAAAACAAAAAGAAAA
Messenger RNA from Pseudomyrmex gracilis, 5527 nucleotides. RefSeq names its product exportin-5 (gene Ranbp21). Gene Ontology annotation, cellular component: nucleus; cytoplasm; RNA nuclear export complex. The record is from RefSeq and is a predicted model, not a curated record. The transcript is spliced from 9 exons. Bases 261 to 3908 code for a protein of 1215 amino acids. Lineage: Eukaryota; Metazoa; Arthropoda; Insecta; Hymenoptera; Formicidae. Gene Ontology annotation, biological process: protein export from nucleus; RNA export from nucleus. Gene Ontology annotation, molecular function: small GTPase binding; nuclear export signal receptor activity; RNA binding.